Molecule: messenger RNA, 1362 nt
Organism: Pyricularia oryzae 70-15
Lineage: Eukaryota; Fungi; Ascomycota; Sordariomycetes; Magnaporthales; Pyriculariaceae
Exons: 2
Coding region: 304-1362 (352 amino acids)
Source: RefSeq, a predicted model, not a curated record
CGUGGUUUGUUUAUAACUUUCUUUUCGUUCCACUUUCUCUCUUAAAACAAACCGUCCAAGAGACAUUCGAUAUCUCCAACACCUAACCCAUCAGAGCCAUAAAUCGAGCCUGGCCUGACCGUUCCUCGUUUCAUUCACGGUCGACUUUUCCUCAACCCACACCCGUCAAGACGCUCACUCAUAGUUCUUUAUCUACCGUUCACUCGUAUUCGGGUCUGACACCUCCAAAUCAUAUGUCGCAUCUCUCCCUGCUGGGUCACACUCGUUAAGACGAGAGUGCCAAACCACGGAAUCCUACUUAGCAUGCCCAAAAUCACGCGACAAUCGCAUAACCACCUCCGAUACACAGCCAAUCCUCUCGCAAUGCCGGCCAGCAUAUCCACCACCACCUCACAAAUGGCAUACUACAACGGGAGGAGUAACAGUAAUAUGGCUGCGGCUGCUUCAUAUUACGAGCCAUUGCCGGCAACCCACACGCAGCCUCCCAUGACGCUGCCUUCUUUCGACCCAUACGCUGUUGCACCGCCGCCACCACCGCCCAUCAGUAUCCCUGGGAACAACUUCAGCCAUGGACUACCAACCCCUUCUCACCCACACAGAGCCUCUUCCGGAGCAUGGAGCGCUGAGGAGGACCAGACUCUCCUUGCCGCUCGCGCACAGGGGUUGAACUGGUCCAGCAUCCAGUCCACUCACUUUCCCUCCAAGACCUCCAACGCGUGCCGCAAACGCCAUGAGCGUCUGAUGGAGCGCAGGGGUGCCGAUGAUUGGGAUGCGCGCAAGUUGGAGCGCCUGGCCCAGGAGUACAUGAAGGUUCGCAAGGAGAUUUGGCAGCCACUGGCACGCAUCACUGGCGAAAAGUGGAAUGUGGUUGAGCAAAAGAUCAUGGCCAACGGCAUCAAAAACCUGCAGUCGGCUGCUCGCCAUGCGGCUCGACGUGAGCGUGCCGACGCCGGCCACUCGAGCGCAGUUUACGAUGACGAUAGCGGAGUUUCAGGAAUGACCCCCCUGGAUGAUCAGGAACUCCAAUAUUCCUCACCGUCGUCUGCAGGUAUCAGUGCUGGUGGCAGCACUGGAGGUAGUGCAUACGGUGCCGUGACGGCGGCCAUGCAUCAUCCCAACACAACUGCAUACGCAAACCAUAAUGGCUACUACGUUAGCCACAACCAACACCAGCACCAACACCAUCAUGGAUACAGCAACUCUGUAUCAAGUACACACACUGCAGGUUAUACCCAGAACCCUGCAGAGGAUAGUCAUAGCCCUAGCCCGUAUUUGGGGCAUGGGCAGAGGUUACCCAGUGUGGAGAUGGGGAUUGGCUCCCUGAUUCAUCGGGGCUCCGGAUCUGGACACCACGGCGUCUAA